Molecule: messenger RNA, 4152 nt
Organism: Acanthoscelides obtectus
Lineage: Eukaryota; Metazoa; Arthropoda; Insecta; Coleoptera; Chrysomelidae
Source: the annotation of a GenBank genome assembly
UGCCUCGUAUCUACCUAAACGCAUAAUGCUUUGUAUUAAAAUAACUCCGCGAAUCGCGCACGGUUGCGGCUCCACUGUUACUUCAAGUGUCUAAAUUUAAAAUUACUCCUUACAAAACUUGAACGUCUUGAUGCCAGUAUUAUAGCUCAUUUCCGACAGUCUUCGCAACACAGACCCUCUUCAAUCAAAUUUACAGCAUGUACGGGCAAACAUUAUCAAGUUUGUGAUGCUUUAACGCAAAAUACCAUUGUGAAGUGAACAGCGCAAAUACAUACAGUGGUGGAAUUGAGUAGAUAGAUUUCGAGUGGAUCAGAAAGAUAUUCUCAUAACUUCGUUGAAGAAUCUUUGUGGCAGAAUGUUUAGUGCAUUGCUGCAGUUAUAUAAUAUCUAUAAAUGUAAACACUAUGAAUGGGUUCAAGAGCAACGUACAAAGCCUAUUCUAUAAAGAUUUCCGUUUCUCAGGCAAGAUCCUCAAAAAGCUAGACCAACUAUUUCAAUGUAUAACAUCUUGAAAAUCAUCAAUGUGUGCUGUAAUUAUCUGAAAAGAAAAAUAAGCUAGAUAAAAUUUCAGACAAUGAAAUAUGGAUGAAGAAGAAGACUCAUUAUACUAUGUGUUAGAGUCUUCAAGGUUUUGGGUUCAAAAGGUUCUGGUACCUAUAUUACUAUGUCUUGGCAUAGCUGGAAAUACGUUGACGAUAAUGGUAUUGACAAGGAGGCGUAUGAGGAGCUCCACAAACAUAUACCUCUCAGCUUUGGCCAUAGCUGACAUUUUCCAUCUGAUAUUUGGCUUCUUAUUGUCCUUCACGCACUAUAAGAAUAUCCACGAUAGAAGAUAUGAACUAUACUGGAGGUUCUACGGCUUGACGCACUGGCUAUGUGACGCUGCUAGUGCUACUUCCGCAUGGUUGACGGUCAGCUUCACAUUAGAACGUUACAUUGCUGUAUGUCAUCCAAUGAAAGGAAAAGUCUUUUGUACAGAAGGAAGGGCUAAAAGCAUUAUCGUGAUAGUAUACAUUUUCUGUCUGUUAACAACCGUCUCCACAACAUUCGAAUAUCAACUCACAUUCAACGAGGACUGCCUUGAGAGAUGCAAGGUACUUGUAGAAGAAUCUGGAGAUGAUGCAUUGUCUAGUGACGUCAUCACAAACUUGAAUGUCAGCAGCCAUAUCAUUCAGCCACCAUCAUACGACAUCAUAAAACGUGAAGGUGUGGAUCGAUAUCUUCAACACCAGUUGAAAACCAUUUUGGCCAAUUGUACUAACAAGCCUCAUAUCAUUUAUGUGCCCAUUAGUCCUGAGUUGUUGAAUGUCAGUACUGUACGUGAUACCACAACAGGCGAGAUCCAAAAUAGAACAAAAAGGCAAUACAGUGAAACUAUAGAAGAAAGCUUGACAGGAGUUAGUGAGCCAUCAAAAUUUUUGGAAUCAAUAUUCCCCACAAAAGAUAGCUUCCAAGUUUUGACAGAAACUCGAGGAGAGAAGGUAAUAAGAGAAGCAAUAAAUGGUUUAGAAGAACCAGAGGAAGCCGACAAUGCUCAAGGGAAUGCAGAAUAUAUAGAUGUGAAAGAUGCAGCAAGAGACGGAUAUGAUGUUAAGGAACUAGGAAUGAUGGAAAACAGUACAGACAGCAGUUUUGAAAACAACGAAGAGAAUAGCCAGGACAUCCAGAUGACAGUAGAUAGUAAUAAUAUAACAUACAAAACAUAUUGCUGCUUGAAAAAUCUCACCAUCGAUGUAGAGUCUACAGAUCUAUCAAAAAACAUGAAUUACUUGAACUUCAUCUAUUGGUACUCAGCUUUAUUCUUUGGAAUCAUUCCAUUGGUACUCAUAGCCACCUUCAACUGCUUUUUAAUUAGAGCAGUAUACUUGUCCCAACAACUAAGAAGAGUAAUGACAAAUAGUACAGAAAAUACAAUGUUCAGUAACGAAAGAAGAAUAACUAUAAUUUUGAUUGGUAUAGUGAUAAGUUUUCUUGUCUGUAAUACGCCAACAUCUGCACACUUGAUUUAUUAUCACUUUCAUAAAGUGUCUACUCCAAGAGAAAACAAUAUAAUGCGAAUUUUAGGGAACAUAUUCAAUUUGAUGCUGAUGCUGAACGCACCUUGUAACUUCCUGAUCUACUGCGUCCUAUCCAAAAAGUUCAGGCAAACUUUCAAAAAGAUAUUUUGCGAGAGAAGGAAGAAGAAGCAGUUGGAUGGAGAUACGCUGUUGCUUGCUUCAACAAGAAAGUACAGGACCCCAAGAAAUAUUGAGGUAACCAUAUAUCUGUUCAACAGAGGCAAAUAUGUGAAUACAUAUCAAUUCUGUACAAGAACGAAUCAUCUCAGAUCAUGCUUCUUCAGUCAGAGAAAUACUAACUGGUAAUAAUUCUUUUUCCUGUACUAAUAACUUAGCUAACACUCUAAUCGGUAAUAGCAUGGUAGGAAUGUUCAUUAACUGACAAUCAGUCACUAUAUUAAAAACCUAAUAAUAUCGCAAUUGACCUCUGACAGAGUGAAAACAGCAAGCUGUUAGAAUUGGGUUCCAGUUCUCAUUUGAUACCCGGGUGACCACCGUGGCCGCUAGAUGCCAUUGAUUCUAUCGGUGUGGUAGAUGCGGUCUACUCGUCAUUAAGUAAGCUAAUAAUAAUAUAAUUGCUUGUAGUGGCGACCCGGGUGUCACAUACGAACUGGAAUACAGCACCAACAGACAGCUUGCUGCCUCACUCUCACAGUGGUCGAUUCUGGCAAUAGAUGGCACAUUGUGCUGUCUUAUUUGGAUAUACUUUAUAAUCCGUAGUAGAUAGUUGUUCAGAUUUCGUUCUUUGCCCUACCUGAAACCAAGCCUUGACCAUGAUGAUGAGUUUCCAAAUAGUAUGAAACACCUGUCGAUGAUUGGCCGUCUGUGGUCGGGCGAAAAGAAGCUAUACAACUAGUUAACGUAGCCUUAUUUUAUUUGUGUAACUACAAAUAACGAGGAUGAUUCUAUUUAAUAAAAUUUCUCAAUAUUCCGGAGCCAAGGAAAUAUCAAGUCGCAUAGGAAGGUAGGCUAUAUUCGUUCCUCGUUCCUUUAUGUAUUUUUGAGACUGACUUCAUCGUAAACGGUCAAAAUUUUGGAUCUUUAAAAAGGCUGUGCACUGGGUAGACAAGGAAUUGUAUCCUAUUUAACCUGACUUUUAAGGCUAAUAUUGAUCUUUGAGCGUUGACUUCAGAGUAAUUUGUUUAAAAUUACUUCUAGACUCACUAGAGUCUGUAGUUAUCAAAAGCAUGCAGGCUUUUCUGAUUCCCAGAAGCCCCAAUUUAAUAGCUGUAUAUUGUACGUAUGUAGAUAUAUUAUCUUACUUUCAGGCUAUGCUUUAGCAACAAGUUGCUACUAACGCAUUAACAUCAUUCAUAAUACGAAUCAAAGGUACGUUAUAUAUACAAAUGAUAGUUCUGAUUUCUAUUCUGUUCUGUUAUAAUAGGUAAUAACUCGAGUUCGUUAUGAAUAUCAAUGUGAGAGUAGACGUGUUGAAAGAAAUAACAAUGACUACGAAUGAAUUGUAUUAACAAUAAAUGUGAAUUUUGUUUAUUUUUAGUUAGCAUUACGCUUCUGCCUCAUUAGUGAGAAACAAAUUAUAUCUACAUGUUUAUUCAUUAUCAUCUGCAAACUCCACAAAUACUAUAUACGUAUACACAGGAAUCAUACCGUAAAGUAAUGAAUGAAUAAAAAAAAAUCGGAGGUGCAAAAAUGAAUAUUUCCAUAAAAUGUUAUUACAGAAACAAUACUAUUAUUGAACAUCAUUUUCAUUACUACACCUUUUCAUGUCAAUCUACUUACGUGGCCAGUUUUAUACUAAAUAAUAUAGACAUACUAUGUCUUACUGAAACUAAACUAUCCCUGCAUAUGGGAUAUAGGAGCUUUUUAUCCGUAACAUUUGCUACUACCACUAUCACCGCUAAUAAAAUUGAAGUUUUAUGUUUCUUGUGAUGUAUAAUAAAGAAUCUUAUCGAGUAAAAUAUUAUUUUCUGUUUCAGACUCAAAGCCUAACAAGUAUACCAAGAUCCAAAUCACUAAUGACACGCCCUGUGGGUAAAGCUAAAUCAACUGAUCUAGUUGUAUAGAACAGAUAUAACAAAGCAUACAAAUUUAUUGUAAAUAAAAUUAAUUAUUAAUAAAACAUAUUCAUUCUUAA